This is a messenger RNA of Morus notabilis, 1083 nucleotides long. Its product is annotated as probable O-methyltransferase 3. The transcript is spliced from 2 exons. The coding region runs from base 1 to 1083 and encodes 360 amino acids. Gene Ontology annotation, molecular function: protein dimerization activity; O-methyltransferase activity; S-adenosylmethionine-dependent methyltransferase activity. Gene Ontology annotation, biological process: methylation. NCBI's taxonomy places the organism in Eukaryota, Viridiplantae, Streptophyta, Magnoliopsida, Rosales, Moraceae. The record is from RefSeq and is a predicted model, not a curated record.
AUGGAAGUUUUUAGUGAAGAAGUGAUGAGUUCUAGUGAGUUGCUUCAAGCUCACUCUCUUUUGUGGAGUAACUCAGUACAUAUUGUUAGGAAUUUGUCAUUGAAGUGCGUCAUUGAACUAGGAAUACCAGAUAUCAUCCAUAAACAUGACCAACCCAUUAGUCUUUCCAAACUCAUCUCUGCACUUCCUAUCCAUCCUUCUAAAGCUCAUUGCAUUUAUCGCAUUAUGCGCAUUCUUGUUCACUCCGGUUUCUUUUCAACCCGGAAACUUAACGGAGAAGAAGAAGAAUCAUACUCUCUCACAAACGUUUCCCGGCUUCUCUUAAGCGACGGGCCAGCUUUCAUCAAAAUGAAAUCAUUUUUUCUUUUUCACCUUCUUCCCGAAGUGGCGGCUCCGUGGCACUCCUUGAGCACUUGGUUACAGCACAGUGAUGGCACAACAUUCGAGCACGGAAAUGGGAAGAACUUUUGGGAUUGUCUCGCUGAUGAGCCAAAACAUAUUCAUCUCUUUAACGAGGCAAUGGCUAAUGACUCCCAGCUAAUUGCCAAGGUCAUUCUAACUGAAUAUAAGAAUGUGUUCGAGGGUUUGGAGACUUUGGUCGAUGUUGGAGGAGGCACUGGAACCAUGGCCAAAGCCAUUGCUAGCACUUUCCCACACAUCAAAUGCACCGUGUUUGACCUCCCGCAUGUCGUCGCUAACUUAGAGGCAACUGACAACUUGAAUUUUAUCGGAGGAAACAUGUUCACUGAUACUAUACCUCCUACGGAUGGAAUUUUGCUCAAGUGGAUACUGCAUGAUUGGAAUGAUGAAGAUAGUGUUAGCAUUCUGAAGAGAUGUAGAGAAGCAAUUUUGAGAAAUGGUAAAGGAGGAAAAGUUAUAGUUAUUGAAAUGGUGAUUGAGAACCAGAAUACGAAUGAAAUAACUGGAAUACAAUUGUCCUAUGACGUGAUGAUGAUGGGCAGCUUCUUCGGCAAAGAGCGUAACUUAGUGGAAUGGGAGAAGCUCUUCUUCGAGGCUGGAUUCAGUCACUAUAAAAUCAAUGCAAAAAUGGGAGCAAGGUCUCUCAUUGAGCUUUACCCUUGA